Theileria annulata is the source of this 1065-nucleotide messenger RNA. RefSeq lists its product as uncharacterized. The record is from RefSeq and is a predicted model, not a curated record. The coding region runs from base 1 to 1065 and encodes 354 amino acids. Lineage: Eukaryota; Apicomplexa; Aconoidasida; Piroplasmida; Theileriidae. The transcript has a single exon.
AUGGAUAAUUAUAAGGGACAGUUUAGAUGGGAAAAUGUUAAAACAUACUUUACGGACCCAACCCUGUUAACCCUGGAAGUGUUGUUCAUUGUCUUGACACUAAGUAAUGUUUAUGUGGUACACACUUUGUUUGUAACAGUGCUCCCGGCUCCUUUAUUUGUGACAUGGUGGCAACUGGCCCAAGGAUUAUGGACCGCCUGGGUCCUUGGUGACUUUGGAACCUCAUACCCCAAACUGGCAUAUUUCCCACCGGUUACAAUAGAUUCGAAACUUCUGAAGGAACUGUUCAUUCCUACAGUCUCUUACGUUGCGAUGCUAUCAUCAGCGAAUGUCCUCCUUUCAAAGGCUCCCAGCACUGCAGCAUUCCCCAUUCUCGCUUCAGGAGCAGUUGCAGCUCACCACGCCGCUCGCUUCGUUGCUUGCGGAGAGGAGUACAUGCCACUGAGGUGGAAGGCAGUUGGAUUUCUACUAAUGGCGUUUGUUCUGGGAGCUACAGAUUCUAAGGUUGCACCAGGAAACGUUGUUACUGUAGCCUGCCUUUACGCACUUUUGGCUGCAGUUUUUAGGGCCGGGUGUAUGGAAAGAGCUCUGCACGUCGUAAACGGUAAGGGAAACGCUUUACACAACCAUCAACACCUAAUUGGGACUCUUUUGCUUCCUUUAGCUAUAGUUUUUAGUGGAGAGUUGACUGUUUUGAUUCGGGAUUUGCCAUUUGACCCAUUCUCUACCAGGACAUGGCAGGUUUGGGGAUGUUUCGUCACCGUGGGGGCUCUCCCUUUCUUGAAAAAUGUAGUUUCAAACAGAUUAAUAAGACAAACCGGCCAGGCUCCAUGGAGGUGCCUUGAACUUCUAUCAGUUGCACUCCUGUUUGUUAUUGGUUCAGCUCAACUCUCACCUUCAUGGCGCUCUGUGCUUUCCACAGGAUUUGUGCUCGCUGGAAGAUUUCUUGGAGCUAUGGACGUGGUAAAGAACUUGAAUCCGGAUUCAGAACCCACUGAAAUGUACAACCAGGCCUCAAAACCAUUCCUAGUGGAGGAACACUCAAGCACACAUGAACUUGCAUAA